Culicoides brevitarsis is the source of this 1325-nucleotide messenger RNA. It is a transcript of the gene Idh3b, whose product is annotated as isocitrate dehydrogenase [NAD] subunit beta, mitochondrial. Gene Ontology annotation, molecular function: NAD binding; oxidoreductase activity, acting on the CH-OH group of donors, NAD or NADP as acceptor; magnesium ion binding. The transcript is spliced from 4 exons. Gene Ontology annotation, biological process: isocitrate metabolic process; tricarboxylic acid cycle. The record is from RefSeq and is a predicted model, not a curated record. Bases 116 to 1222 code for a protein of 368 amino acids. Lineage: Eukaryota; Metazoa; Arthropoda; Insecta; Diptera; Ceratopogonidae. Gene Ontology annotation, cellular component: mitochondrion.
UUGUCAUUGCGCCUGGCACUGUUUAGAAAAUUGUCUGUUGCGCGAAGGAAAAAACGCGAUUUAAACCAUAAAUCGUCAUUAAUUUACCCGAAAUUUCAGUGAGAAACGCGUAAAAAUGUCGCUUCUAUCGAGAGUUGUUGCCCGAAACUUGCUUCAGGCUUCGUCACGUGGCUUGCAUACGACGGGGGCAUUGAAUGCUCCAACCAACAAGGAAGGACGAAUCAAGUGCACACUUAUUCCUGGCGAUGGUGUCGGACCUGAAUUGGUUUAUUCGGUGCAAGAAGUGUUCAAGGCAUGUAACGUUCCCGUGGAUUUCGAGACGUUUUUCUUGUCGGAAGUGAAUCCCUCGUUAUCCGCCCCAUUGGAGGACGUCGUAAAAUCCAUUCAAAAGAACAAAGUUUGUCUCAAAGGCAUUCUCGCGUCGCCCGAUUUCAGUCGCACGGGCGAAUUGCAAACGCUCAACAUGAAACUUCGCAACGAACUCGACUUGUACGCCAACAUGGUGCACGUUCAGAGCUUCCAAGGCAUCGAUACGCGACACAAGGACUUGGAUAUCGUCGUUGUGCGUGAACAAACCGAAGGCGAAUAUUCGGCAUUGGAACACGAAACAGUUCCGGGCGUCGUUGAAUGCCUCAAAGUCAUCACGGCAAAAAAAUCACAGAGAAUCGCCAAGUUUGCAUUUGACUACGCGAUCAAGCAUAACAGGAAAAAGGUCACCGCCGUGCACAAAGCGAACAUCAUGAAACUCGGCGACGGGCUUUUCCUCAAAAGUUGCGAAGAAAUGGCAAAAAUGUAUCCGCGCAUCAAGUUCGAGAAGAUGAUUGUCGACAACACGACGAUGCAACUCGUUUCGCAUCCGCAUCAAUUCGACGUCAUGGUAACGCCCAAUUUGUACGGAAAUAUUGUCGAUAAUAUCGCGUCGGGACUCGUUGGAGGAGCUGGCGUUGUUGCAGGUGCCUCGUACUCGUCGGAACAUGUCGUCUUUGAGCCGGGAGCGCGUCACACGUUCUCGGAGGGCGUCGGAAAAAAUAUCGCCAAUCCAACUGCCAUGUUGCUGUGCUCAUCAAAGAUGUUGCGUGAUGUGAAUUUGCUCCAUUAUGCGAACAUGAUCUAUGAUGCCGUCAAGAAGGUGCUUGCCGAUGGCAAAGUGCGUACUAAGGAUUUGGGAGGACAAGACACAACAGACGAGUUUACUAAAGCUGUCAUCUACAACUUGCAUUAGAUCGAAAAAUUAUAUCUCAACCCUUAAACACGAUUGGUACUACUAAAAAAGGACAAUAUUUAUUACAUACUGCGAAAAAAAAAAAUUAGCAAAAAAAAUUAUU